ACUAACCGGGACUAAAGGGCCCAGGUGAACCGGGACUAAUGCCUUAGCUGCACGAACCGGGACGAAUGCUCACAUUAGUCCCGGUUCGUGACUGAACCGGGACUAAUGUGAAUACUGCCCUGUGACCAAAGCCCUAUUUUCUACUAGUGUGUCUGGGCCUGAGCCCGGUGCGGGGGUGGAAGUGCAAACGGCCCCGCCCCUUUAUAAGUGGUUGUGGCUGCCAGCGGGUGCCCUAGAUCUCUCGCUAGGGUUUCCCGCAUCCCCCUCGCAAGUGCGGCGAUUCGGGCACCGUUCUCGCCGCCUGCGCCGCUCCGCCCCCCUUCCCCUCUCUCCUGCUCGUUCGCGACUGCGGUCCGGAUGGGAUCCCGCCGGGUGGAGAAGCCCCCCAUGUCGCCUCCGGUGCCGGCGGUUGAGCGUCAGUGGGAGCAAGAUCUGCGGGUGAAGGCGCUUUCCAAGAAGCCGUGCUCCCUGAGGAGGUGGGGCCAUGGGGGCCGCCGCCUCCUUGGUGGAUCGCGGAGCAAGAAAGGAAGCAGCAGGAGGAGCGUGAGCGCAAGAGGAAGAAGAAGGAGGAGUAUCGGCAUCGGGGUUUGGAGCAGAAGAAGGAGCUCAAGAGGAAGGAGUCCCAGUUCCCUCCGAGCGGGGAGCGGACAGGGGAUCCGCUCGCCAAAAAGCAGAAGCAGAAGGGGGGAAGCUCGUCGCAGCUGGCUCUGGUGGCCGGGUCGGCGACCUCGAAGGGUUCGGCCGAUGUCCCAAUCCCCGUGGAGGAGUCUGACCGGCCGGAGUGCUUCAAGUGCGGCAGGGUGGGCCAUUACCAGAACAUGUGCCACUACAAACCCCUCUGCGUUGUGUGCCACGGGGAGGGACACGCGUCGGCUCACUGCCCCACGCGCGGGCGGCCUCUGAUGCUCCAGAUCAUGGGCAACGCCAUCCUUGGCGAGGGCUUCUUCUGCCUGCCAUUCGUGGAGACGGAGGGCGAGGAGGUGCGCACCCCUCUGGCGGCGGACGCAGCGGUCGUCUCGGCGGCGCCUGGACUGCUUUCGGUCCCCAUCUUGGAGGCGGAACUCCCCCAUCUCUUCGAGGGGGAGUGGGACUGGCAAGUGACGGCGGUCGGCGAGAACCUUUUCUCCGUCGUCUUCCCCAAGAAGGCCUUGCUGCGGAUGGCGACCCGCAGCGGCAAGCUGUUUCUAUCCCUCAACAACAUCUUGGCGGAAAUAAAGGAAUCCCUCCCGGAGGAGCCCAAGGCCGAGAUCAUGCCAGAUGUCUGGGUCAAGCUGUGGGGUGUGCCGCCCAAGCACCGCCGCGAGGAUCGUCUCUUGGCAGGGACUGUGAAGAUUGGGCGCCCCAUGGAGGUGGACAAGGCGUCGUUGGUUGGGCUCGGUCCGGUGCGGAUGCGGUUCGCUUGUCGCUCCCCGGCUAAGCUCCGUGGGUACGUCCAAUUGUGGUUCAAUAGUGAGGGCUUCACAAUUCAGAUGGAGGCCGAGGCGGACGGUCUGCAGGGUGCUGCGCCCCCUCCCCCUCCACCAGCUAGCGUGGACAAGGGCCCGGAUGGCAAGGAUCAGGAGCGGGACACGAGCAUGGGUGAUGACUCGAUCGAUACCGCGACUUGGGACAAGCUGGGGAUCAAGGACAAGGAGCCCGAGAAUGGACCUCCCGCCGGGGAGGCGGCAAAGGACCAGGAGGAGCGUCAAGGUGUUGUGGGCAGCAAUGAAACGGGCUUCGAUCAAUACGGCUCCAACAUGUCGCUCGGCCUCGACAUCGACAAGGGCGUCUCUGCUUCCUGUGUCUCGGAGGGGCGCUCGUUGCUCGUCUCCCCUGCGGCUGCGGGGGUGGGUGGGGCACGCGUGGUGGUGCGAUCUCCUCCGCCAGCGCUUGGUCAAGGUGGCGGUGGGAUUCGGUCCCACAAGAAGACGGCGGGACGCAAGGCAACCCCGGUGGCGCCGGUGAGUCCUCCAUCGGUCCGUGCGGGCACGCCUGCCUCGCUUCGGCCGGUGGUGAUAGCGCUGGCCUCCCCUGGGGGCUCGGCUGGCGGGUCUUCGAUGGCCGUCCCCCCUCUUCCUCUGACGCGAUGUGAGCGGCGGUGUCCAAGACGGUGCCCAUCUCCAAGGCCAAGCGCUCCAAGGCGGCGGUGGUGGCCCCGGUGUCGCAGGAGAGGGCCAGCUCGCGCCCAAAAGGCGCCAAGGGCAAUCUUCCUGCGAUGCAACGCGCUCAACUCCUGGUGGCUCAAAAGAACAUGGAAAUCGAAGCAAUGGGCCCCGCUGGGAAGGCAACAGGACUCUGAUCUACAUCUUCUGGCUCUAGCUCGCCUGCGUUCUGUCUACUCCACGUCGCGAGCCCCGACGCCUCCUUCCGCUGUCUCAUAGGGAUGGGUGGCCCUUUUGGAAGUGUUUCCUCCGAGCCUGCGUGCUCUUAAGUUGGUUGGACAUGCCAUGUAAUGCUCCUUUCGUUUCGUUUCGGGUAUGUCUAAGACUCCGGGAGACUAGGUCUCCUUUCGUUCGCUUGGUUGUUUGGUUGUGCACGCUGCCUGAGUUGAGGGUUUUAUUAAUUUAAAGCCGGACGUCCCUGACGUCUAUGUUCUAAAAAAAACAUACUCCUAGACAUUCAUAUGAAUGCUUGUCUGGGAGAUUUUGGCAUCGCGAGGUUCUACAUUGAUUCUAAACUGAGAACAGUCGGAGAUUCUAAUUCAGUUACUGUAAACGGAACUCUGGGAUAUAUGGCUCCAGGUAUAGUUGUUUGGCAUAUAAUUAUUUUUUCAAAGUGUGUUGCAUAUAAUUAUUUACCACUUCCAUGAUUAUUGAUUUGGUCUCUGUUUUUAGAGUAUGCUGAAAGCGGUCAUGCAUCUACUUGUGGGGACGUAUAUAGUUUUGGAAUUGUACUUUUGGAGAUGUUGACAGGAAAAAGACCAACGGAUGAUAUGUUCAGGAAUGAACUCACCAUCGUUAGAUUUGUGGAAACAAAUUUUCCUGAUCACACAUUAAAUUUUCUGGAUUCCUGUCUGCCAGAUGAAUGCAAUGAUGCCGUCAACCAAGUAGCAGCAGGACCGGAAAAUCCAACGAUCUUUCAGUCCUUGUUAUCUUUACUACGGAUAGCGCUUCUUUGUACACGCCAAUCCCCAACUGAACGGCUUAACAUGAGAGAAGUAGCUACCCAAAUGCGCAAAAUCAACAUGGUGAACACGGGAGGGAGAGUAAGGAGCUCAACUUCUUUUAAGAGAUUUGUCAGCUGGGCUUCUCAAAGGAGCUGAAGAAGAAAAAGGAGGUGCAAUUAGAGUCUGUUGAUAAAAUGACCCCUGCUAAGAGUGUAAUGUAAUACACUUUAUACCCCAGCUUGCAUUG
Molecule: messenger RNA, 3332 nt
Organism: Triticum aestivum (bread wheat)
Lineage: Eukaryota; Viridiplantae; Streptophyta; Magnoliopsida; Poales; Poaceae
Exons: 2
Coding region: 819-2360 (513 amino acids)
Source: RefSeq, a predicted model, not a curated record